This is a messenger RNA of Leptonychotes weddellii (Weddell seal), 1845 nucleotides long. RefSeq names its product Lck interacting transmembrane adaptor 1 (gene LIME1). Gene Ontology annotation, biological process: B cell receptor signaling pathway; T cell receptor signaling pathway. NCBI's taxonomy places the organism in Eukaryota, Metazoa, Chordata, Mammalia, Carnivora, Phocidae. Gene Ontology annotation, molecular function: protein kinase binding. The record is from RefSeq and is a predicted model, not a curated record. Gene Ontology annotation, cellular component: B cell receptor complex.
UGAGGGCUGUACAGAGGCACUUCGCAGGGUGCCCAAGCCGCCGGGCCUGCUCCACACGGGGCUGAGGAGGGGCCACCACGCGCGGGCCUUGGUAAGUGCCUGUUCUGGCUUCCACCCUGGUCAGGUCCCCAGGCCCCUUGGUGCCCUCCUGGGAGCAGCUGAGGGUUGGGGUCUGGGAGGACCAGGUUAGCCAUCCCAGACCCUCUUACGAGCUAAGCCCACUCCCCCUGGGUCUGGGCAGACUGGCCCCCCGUCUCUAGAGACACCCCACCCCAGCAGCUCUGCUAAGAUCCCAGGAAGAAGACCAUGAUCCGAUGGCAGGGACAGUUGGAGGGGAGGGGUGGAGAGCCAGGGAGAAGUGGAGUGGGGGCAGUCAUGGGACAAAGCAACCUCUCCCUGCCUGCUGACCCCUCCCCUGCCUAUCCAGCCCCUCAGGGGACAAAGCUCAGCAGUGGAUGGCUAGGGGGGCACCAUCUGAGACAGUGGCCUGUGCCUUAGAGGGCCUAGGGUGUGACCUCAGGACCUCCCUAGGUCCCAAGUUCAGGCUACGGUGACCACAGCAGGCCCUUGGCCUGCUCACAACUCCCCUGCCCCUCCUCACCGGCCAUGCUCAGCUACCGUUUGGGUCAUCUUCGCCCACUCAGGUACUCACGGGGCCAAGCAAAGCACACCUCCUUCCGUGUCACGAGGAGCCCCCCUUCAGAGGCCUACCUGCGGCUUCGCAGGAUGGGGCCACAGGUGCCCUCAGCCCCUCCUGCCCUCUGGGUCCUCGGGUGCCUUGCCCUGUCCCUCUGGCUGUGGACACUGUGCACGGCCUGCCACAGGAAGCGGGUGCAGAGGCAGCGGGCCAGGCCCCAGGGCGGUGUGAUGCCAGCGGAAGCGUCACUGCUGAGACGACACCACUUCUGCACCCUCAGCAAGUCGGACACAAGACUGCACGAGCUGCAUCCGGGCCCUGCUGGCUGCAGAGCUCCGCGGCCUGCCAGCAUGGAUAUCCUGCGCCCACAAUGGCUGGAGGUGCCCAGAGGCACCAGCAGGCCUAUGGCAGCCUUCUCACACCGGGAACUGCCCCAGGCAAUGCCUGCUGCCACCUCACCCUCCAUCUGCCCCGAGGCCACCUAUUCCAAUGUGGGGCUGGCUGCAAUCCCCAGGGCCAGCCUGGCAGCCAGCCCUGUGGUGUGGGCAGGGGCACGGCUAACCAGCAGCUGUGCCAGGCCUGGGCCUGAGGCCAGACCUGAGGUGGCGGAGUAUGCUUGUAUCCAGAAGCUCAAGGAAACAGAUCAGGGCCCCCAAAGCCUGGGGCAGGGGAAGGCCAAGCUGACCCCAGCUGUUCAGGUGGACAUCCUGUACUCCAGAGUCAGGAAGCCUAAAAAGAGGGACCCAGGACCUGCCACAGACCAGCUGGACCCGAAGGGCAGGGGAGUAAUUCCGCCUCUGGGAAGUGACCAGUCCUACGAGACCCUCCCACUCAGGGGCCUGGGCAAGGAUGAUGGCCUCCUGGAAAAUGUGUAUGAGAGUAUCCAGGAGAUGCCCGCCCCCUCCGCCCCAGCACCUGGAGCCCUCCUGCUCUAGCUGUUAGCAUGAGUGCUCCUUUGCAGGCUUCCCCAGCCUCAACCUAGGGAGGGGUCUCCAACUCCCCAUCUGCCUGGAACGACCAAGUAUAGAGUUCCUCCUUCCAGAGUACUGCCCAACGCCCAUUCCCUAUCCCCGCCCCCCGAAGUUGGCAGCACAAAGUCCAGAUCCCAAGGCUUCCAGCCUGUGAGGUCCCUGGGGGUCCUGGCUGCCGUGGCCUCUUAGCCUCUCCCAAGGUCUUAAUAAAUCCCCAGCGCAGGGAGGAUGAAUACA